AUUGGAGGUGGUCCGCUGCUUGCGUGAUGACUCAUCAUAGGCACUUUGCGAUCUCCAAGAGAUCGCAAAUGGCGAAUUUGGCGUCACGUGAGAAGAGUGUAUAUGACAUCAAGAGCCAUAAGUUCUCCACCGUGCAUCAGCGCCGUAAUUAUGGUGUUAACAGUCGGAGUAACGUGCAUCAACGAUAGACAUCUACUCAGUUCAUCUCCAACUUUCGAAACCACCUUCUUGAUAUUGGCUACGACCCAAGCGCUUUCUCUGGCCAUUCCUUUCGUCGCGGAGGCUGCCAGUGGCUCUCCAGCGAGCGGCGCUGGGACUUGAGAAAGAUCUGUGAUUGGGUGGUUGGUUAGAGAACUUCUCGUCUAUAACGAUUGUGAAGUAUCUUAUUAGUUGGAAUGAUAGGCCAACUCAUAAGCGGCAGGACUUUAUGAACCUAAACUUUCGUCGUGAACGAGGAUGUUAUGCAUGUAAUAAGACUUGCGACUGCGCA
Molecule: messenger RNA, 490 nt
Organism: Mytilinidion resinicola
Lineage: Eukaryota; Fungi; Ascomycota; Dothideomycetes; Mytilinidiales; Mytilinidiaceae
Exons: 1
Coding region: 103-321 (72 amino acids)
Source: RefSeq, a predicted model, not a curated record